UAUAAUGUUAGCAGGAAGCUGUGGUGUCUUUGACAAAAUUUUCAGAGGUGUGAUGAACACCCCUCAUAAGUAAAGCGUCUCUAAAGUACAUCAGCCCAGGAUGGAGAUAACAGUGCUCUGUGCUGUUGUUGCUUGUCUGAGCGUCCUUCCCAGCAGAUCCCAGUUCUUUAAGUAUGAGUCUGUUACUCUGAGCUGUGGGGGGAACUCUACUGAGUGGAGAGUCAGAAGAAACACUUCAAAAAACAUACAUGGACACUGUCCAUCCUAUUCAAAUGAAAGAAAUAACUCUACAUGUUUCAUUGAUAAUCUAUAUGAAUUAGACUCAGGAGUUUACUGGUGUGAAUCAGAAGCAGGAGAACGCAGCAAUGAAGUCAACAUCACUGUAACAGCUGGAUCAUUGAUCCUGGAGAGUCCUGAACAUCCAGUCAGUGAAGGAGACGAAGUGAAUCUUCACUGCAGAGCCGAGAAGUCUUUCUCCAAUCUAACUCGUUUCUAUAGAAACGGGGUGCUCAUUGGGAACAGCUCUACAGGAACCUUUAACAUCCAAAGUGUCUCUAAAUCUGAUGAGGGACUCUACAAAUGUAACGUCUCUGGAGUCGGAGAAUCACCAGAAAGCUGGUUGGCUGUCAGAGAACGCAGUCCUAAAACGCCUACUGCUCCCCUCGCACACAUACUACUUCCUGUUGUGGUCUGCUUUCUGUUGUUGAUCAUGCUGAUGUUGCACUGCCUCUGGAGAAACCACAAAGGUAGACUGGAUCGUUCUGUCUCCUACACUGAUGUAACCAUCUCAAUGGAAAUGAUACCUCAGAGAACUUCAUAUGUCUGUGAUGAGUCAACUUUUUAUUCAACACUACAACCAGUGAGAUGCUGAUAGCAGGAGAACCAGCAUGAUAAUUUAUAAAAAAUAUUUUAAAAAGUGCACAUAUAAUUGAUACUUGAUGAUGGACUGCAACGUAUCCCCAACAUUCCUGAACUCAUGAGCAGGAUGAGAGUUUACCUUUCCAAUGAUAAAGCUUUGUUAUUUUUUAGAAGGUUUUUUUGUCUAAAUCUAAAAACCUGAUAGAUUUUUCUGGAAUCAAUUAUUUGGUACGUUUUUAGAUGUUUCAAUGUUUUUGAUGUAUAUACUAAGUUAAAAUGUUAAGUGUCCUUUGACUUGUUUACAAUACUGUCUUUAUCAAUGUAUACCGUAUAAAUAGUAUGUCUAUGUAAAUAUUUACUGGUUGUUAAUUUUUUUAUUAUUUCAUAUCCUAUCAUUAUAUUUUACCCAUAUGAUAUCUGGAUAACCCCAUCAAUGGACGAACCUUCAUUGAAGCCAUUUUAUAUGUUUUUUUGUUUUUUGUUUUUUUUUUAUGAAUGUUUUAGCAUUUUUUAUAUAAUGCUUUAACGUUAAACAAGACAGUUGAACAGUUUUCACUGUAAAGUAGUCAAAAUUUGAUAUUUUUGUUGUUUUCUGCAGGCAUAUCUUCUUAAUGAUGUCCUCUCAAUUGACUUCAAAAGCCAGUGACAAAACUUCAACCAUUGUUGUAAACACAGAACAUUCAGUGAUAAAGUAAACUAGAAUAAACAAUUAUACUGUUGUACAGCUGUGGGAAUGUUUAAAACAAGCUCACUGCAGAGGAAGGAACAGAUGAUAUUCAGGAGGAAAAAAAAAUCUAUGUUUUCUGGAGAAAUAAGAGACACAGGGAGAUAAACUGGUUAAUUUUACAUUCUGCUGCAGUAUCACAGCUGCACACACCUGUCUGGUGCAAUUUAAAGCUUUAAGUAGACCAGGGGUCCGUUUCAAUAUGUAGGUUUAACAAACUCAGAUUGAAAUCCGCAACUCUAAAUUGAUCUAGCCUAACGUCGGGAACUCGGGCUUGGAUCAUCCUUCUGGAGGUCUCGUUGCUGCUAGUCGCUGCUCCUCUUCUCCUCUGGAUCUCUGGUACCGGCUAAGUUUCAAGCUGCAGAGUUUUGCUCCUCUGGACUUUACAUCUUUUUCUGACCUCAGACAGAACUUCACCAUAUUGUUGACUUACAUGCUCAUUAUCAUUCCCUGUUUUUGAGUUUCUGAAGUCACUAACCUGAGUCUCCAUCCCUGCAGCGUUUCCAGUGAGCCUGCCUCAGGUUAUGAGCAGCCUCACCACCUUUUUAAUAAACACCUUUGAAGUUA
Cyprinodon tularosa is the source of this 2149-nucleotide messenger RNA. Its product is annotated as Fc receptor-like protein 5. Gene Ontology annotation, biological process: cell surface receptor signaling pathway. The record is from RefSeq and is a predicted model, not a curated record. The transcript has 6 exons. Bases 101 to 871 code for a protein of 256 amino acids. Lineage: Eukaryota; Metazoa; Chordata; Actinopteri; Cyprinodontiformes; Cyprinodontidae. Gene Ontology annotation, molecular function: transmembrane signaling receptor activity.